AUGCCUUCCCACACGUCCAUGAAGGCCUUUGCCUUGCUCUUCGCAGGCCUCACUGCCGCCAAGCCUCUGCGCCAUCACCUUUAUCCGCGCCAGGAGGUGACAGCAGAGGCUACACCCGCCCCUACUGCCUCUCCGACGAGCUUGGAGAGCCCCAUCGUCCAAAAGGGCGCAGUCACCCUCACCGUCUCCGGCGAGGCAUUGACAUGCAGUGUCGAUUCGGUCACGGGCAUGACAACCACUAUGGCAACAACUAUUGGAUCGACGACUUUCACUAAAGGCGUUCUCACGAUCACACCCACGCUUGGAUGUCUAUGCAACGACGCCACAGUGGUCGGUCUCGGUACCAGCACCGGCACCGACGGCCUGAACACUAUUACCGUACGCAAAAUCUUGUCCCUUCAGUCCCGUCAAACUCGAAUGACGAUUGCUGACGUGCCGCUAGUGCGCAAUGGAUGGCAGUCCCGCAGUAGCCACCGUCGCCUCGGCUAUGACCCUACAUAUGUGGCCGAGUGGUGUCAACCCCUCCAAGACAGCGACCCCGAGAAGCUGGUAGCUCUGUGGGAGGACAAGAACGUCGGUCACGUCCUUGAUCUGUGGACGAGGGAGAAGUCCGAGAACGGCGGAGACAACUGGCUGCAGAACAUCAUCGAGCACGUGGCUCCAACAAUCGGAAGUACCAACCUCGGCGGCUGCGGCCAGAUUGGUGGCAAUUGCGUGAAUACCCUCAAAUGCGAGGACAUGGUGGCGCAAGGCUUCGCCGCGCAUUACUGGAUUCUGCAGGCGGUGGUUGGCUUUCACAGCAAGCUCCAAGCGUCGCAUGAGGCCCUGCAGGACGGCACUAUCGACAACAUGCUCUCGAUCGCACAAAUCACCGAAGACUUCUCGGCCCCCAGUUCGGAUGGCAUGAACUCGCUCGUGCUCAUCGCCAGUCUGUUGAGCGCCAGUAUCUUCUUGGCCGGCAGUGUCACGGGCGUCGUCGGGGCUCUCGCAGGCGAGGCCGCCAUUGCCGCCAACGCAGUCAAAGCGUCCGCGCAGGCCGCACAGCGGGUGACGACCGACGAGGCCAAGCUGGCGACGCUGGCGGGGCAGAUUGCGUCGUCCGAUAAGAUUGUUUCGAUCGUUGGGGGCACGACGAGGAUCACCAAUGCUGGGGGUGCUGGUUUAUGGACCACUGCGUCUACUUUUACUAUGAUUAACGCUUUUGCUGAUCCUAAGGGUCAAGUCGAUUCGACUCUCCUGAACGACCAGCUCCAUAAUAUGUUCAAUCAAUCCUUGAGCCAGAUGGAAACCCUAGGCAACCUCGCCAUGGGCAGGGGAGGCGAUUACUCCGCUCUUCCCACCGCACCGGGCAGCGGCACUGCCGAGCCCCUCCCCGACGACAGCUACAUCGCCGGUUUUUUCUCCGACGGCAAAUUCCUGCUCGCCGAGUCCAGCCCGUUGUUCACGAACACGGUGCAAGCCACAUACGGCACAUUCAAGGCCAAGAUCGUGGACCAGGCGCUGCAGUCGGGAGGGCUUCAGGUCUUUGCCCAGUCGUUCGACGAGGAGGAUUAUUGCAAGGAUGAGAACGUAGGCGGUCCUGGCGCGAUUUGGAUGGACCCGCUCGGAGACGGCACGUUCUACUGCAUGCAGCUCUACCGCGACAACAACGGCGGCGGUUGCCCCAACGGCGACGGCACUUGUGAGUACGUGCAAGCCGGCAGCGACGUCCUGGACAAACUAACCAACGACUACGGCUUCAACCUGGAGAACUACUACUCCGCCGCCGCCCAAUGCAACAAAGCUGGGCUCGAAAACAGUUUACCCGACUACACGACCAUGCAGUACGACGGCGUGACGCCGGCGUGCUACUAUAAUAUUCCGGCUUUCAAGGCGAAGAAUGCGGGGAGUUGCACGGGGAAUAAUAAUGCGAUCUGCAAGUACACUUUUGAUUUGAGCGAUUUUUAG
Molecule: messenger RNA, 1947 nt
Organism: Saxophila tyrrhenica
Lineage: Eukaryota; Fungi; Ascomycota; Dothideomycetes; Mycosphaerellales; Extremaceae
Exons: 10
Coding region: 1-1947 (648 amino acids)
Source: RefSeq, a predicted model, not a curated record